ACAGGAAACUACAAGUACCAGCUAACUGUCACCCUCCGCUGAAAGUACACAGUUCAGUUUGUUUUAGUAUACAGAACAGUGAUAGCGCUUUGUUACGAGACGGCAGAACCCCUCGCGGCAUGCUAAAUGACCGUUAUACGCGUUUGAACAUCUGCCAAAUCCCCCCCUUGACCUCCGGAGCAAAGUUCCUGUUCCCCUGAGCUCGUGUUUUUGCCCACUUCCCUCCCGAGGCCGCUGUCGGCCUUGCUUUGGUUUUGCUUUUGAACCCGUGUAACUAGCCUGCUAGCUAGCUAAGAUUUCCCCUAUGUCCUCUAAAGAAGGCUUCAGUUCAGCUGUCACCGAUUGGCUUUUCAUCAAUUCCUGGUGGAUCCUGCUGCCUUUUAUUAUGCUCCUGAUAGUGGUCGCCUUCAUUGUUGCCUUCGUGUUGCUGCUUUACAUGAUAUCGCCGCUCAUUAGUCCAAAACCUCUGAAAUUAAACGGGGCCCACGUCGUGGUGACCGGAGGCUCAGGUGGAAUUGGGAAAUGCAUUGCGAUCGAAUGCUACAGACAAGGAGCCUUUAUCACUCUGGUGGCUCGUGAUGAGGAUAAAUUACUCAAAGCAAAGAAGGAGGUGGAGCAGUUUGCAGUCAAUGACAAACAGGUGGUGCUGUGUGUAUCAGUCGACAUCUCCAGUGAUUACACUCAAGUGGAAAAUGUGAUAAAGCAGGCUCAGGAGAAGCUCGGACCGGUUGAUAUGCUUGUGAACUGCGCUGGAACAGCCGUCGCUGGGAAGUUUGAGGAGAUGGAGGUGGAGCGUUUCAAAGAGUUGAUGGAGGUGAAUUACCUGGGCAGCGUCUACCCAACGCGGGCCGUCAUAACCACCAUGAAGGAGCGGAGAAUGGGUCGGAUCGUGUUCGUCUCCUCCCAGGCGGGCCAGAUCGGCCUUUUCGGAUACACGGCUUACUCGCCUUCAAAGUUUGCUCUGCGCGGAUUGGCGGAAUCACUGCAAAUGGAGAUGAAGCCGUAUAACAUCUAUGUGACUGUGGCGUUCCCCCCUGACACGGACACGCCACUCCUGGCUGAAGAAAACAAGUCCAAGCCUUUAGAGACCAAGUUAAUCUCUGAAACUUCUGGAGUCUGGCAGCCAGACCAGGUGGCGAAGGUCUUUGUCAAGGACGCCGUGCAGGGAAACUUCAACAGCUCUGUGGGUCCUGAUGGUUACAUGCUGUCGGCUCUCACCUGUGGAAUGUCACCUGUCACCUCCAUCACUGAAGGUCUCCAGCAGAUCGUCACCAUGGGGCUGUUUCGCACCAUCGCCCUCUUCUACCUGGGGAGUUUCGACAGCAUCGUGCGCCGCUGCAUGAUUCAGAGGGAGCAGUCGAAAACAGCCGACAAGACCGAGUAACAGCAGCCAUACGAAUAAGAACACACCCCCUCACCCCUUCAUCCACCCCUCCAGCUAAGUACACAGCCACAGAUAGAGCGGAGAAAAAGAACAACUUAAAAAAAAAGAUGGGAGAAAGGAGUUUGUUUACUUUUCACUGGUCCAGGGAUGCAGUUUAAUCCUAAAAACGGUCGUCUACUUUGAUUUGUCUGUCGACCUCCUUCUUUUGUGAGAGCUGCCUCGCUCACGGGGGAGAUGAGGGCAGACAAAACAUCCAGGAAGUUUGAAAAGAUGUGUUCCUCCCCCAUGCAGAGGAGAAGCAGCCUGUCUGACUAGUAGUAACACACUUUCAGUCAUGUUGUCGUCGUUUGUCUGAAAGUGACACAUUCUGCUAAAUAAGCUCGUCUUAACUUUCCUUCCACAAGUCUUUGCAGGCAAAGCGUGUUCGAUGAUUACCAGAGGAAGACAUGAAACGUUAGAUUUCAAUUUAAAAGCGUGAAAGAGGACGCGUUUGCUUUUCUGUAACCGAACAAAUCCCAGAGGAAGAGAGAAGCCAUUCCGUUAAUAUCCGGCAAAAAAAAAGUUUUGUUUUCUUUUUGUUGCAGCUUUAAAAGGUUCUUUGAGUUACGACACAGAAUGAGGAGAAAAACCAGCAUAUUACUGUGUUUUCAUGGCACAACUUUAGUUUCUGCCCAUUCCAAAAUACAGAGGAUUCUAAACCAACUGUGUUGGUUUAAAUUCAGCCACAUUGAUGGAAAUCCAGACUUGCUGGUUCAAGUCUUUUUUUGUUCUUCGUCUGGUCUACUGAGGGCGCUAGAGAUUAGUUUUGAGACCAAAAUGUCACUGGGAUUAAUCUGUGUGGUCUUUUUCUCCCCCCCUUAAGGUUUUGACCUGCUGUCGGGAGCAGCAGGGGAUUUGUAAUUCCUUAAACCACCAUUUCGAUUUGUUUUUCUUUUGAUUUCCCAUUCGAGUUAGAAUAAGUAAAAACGACUCUUGCAAGUCUUCUUUUGGUUUCUUAAAACUGAGAGAAUGUACUUGAAUGCAAAAGCACACAGAUAUAGUAUUUUUUUGAAGACACUAAUAUUUGAAUUUUCAAAGAUGUCAGUAGAAAAAGACGCAUUUUAACCUAAGACUUCUGGAUGCCAUUUCUUCUUCGAUCAAAAGUCCUUAAAGAUGGUGGAGCAGAUCACAUUCUAAGCCUUAAAACUCACUAAAGCUUCGGGUGUGAAACUGUUGCCAGAACAGUGCCAGCUGACGUGGUGAAAUUCUAUGUAUUUUAUGGGCCUCCGCUCUUUGUACGGUGGUAAUCCUUCCUAAAAUCCAAGAAAUGAAAGUGAGAAUGAAUGACUCGUGUUUUGAUGAUGUUCUCAUUUGAUAUUGGUGAAGGCUUAUUGUUCUGCGCUUAAUCAUUUUUCGUGGUUCGUUUGUUUUAAACCCUAUAAGUAGCAACCCACAGUUUAAAGAUGUAGCUCAUGGAAAAGCUAUUUUGUUUGAGCACCUUUAAGCUAUGCAACUUUUGCUUAGAAUUAGUUUGAAGCUGCGGAGAAAAGAAAUCGUUCUGCAACUGUUAUUUAGUUUUCCGCGUUUUUGUGUUUUCGAUUAAUUCCUAGAAAGUUUUAAACAUGUUGAACAUCACAUUGCACUCAUUUGUUUGAUUCCUUAAUUUUUUUUAAUUAAUUCUGCCUAAAAACAAUUGCCACCUUCACCUUCUGUGCCAUUCAAAGAAUAUUUGAGAUGUGAGAUGUUUUGUCAUAUUUUCUUACAUGAGAAAAACAAUAAACACCUGUAAGAAAAAUA
Oryzias melastigma (Indian medaka) is the source of this 3160-nucleotide messenger RNA. It is a transcript of the gene kdsr, whose product is annotated as 3-ketodihydrosphingosine reductase. The coding region runs from base 305 to 1384 and encodes 359 amino acids. The record is from RefSeq and is a predicted model, not a curated record. The transcript has 10 exons. Gene Ontology annotation, biological process: sphingolipid biosynthetic process. Lineage: Eukaryota; Metazoa; Chordata; Actinopteri; Beloniformes; Adrianichthyidae. Gene Ontology annotation, molecular function: 3-dehydrosphinganine reductase activity. Gene Ontology annotation, cellular component: endoplasmic reticulum membrane.